Molecule: messenger RNA, 768 nt
Organism: Sinocyclocheilus anshuiensis
Lineage: Eukaryota; Metazoa; Chordata; Actinopteri; Cypriniformes; Cyprinidae
Product: polymeric immunoglobulin receptor-like
Exons: 5
Coding region: 1-768 (255 amino acids)
Cellular component (GO): plasma membrane
Molecular function (GO): transmembrane signaling receptor activity
Source: RefSeq, a predicted model, not a curated record
AUGAUUCUCUGUGUCCUUAUUUACAUGCUUUUCAACAUCUCAGGUGCACAAGAUGUCCAAACAGUCAGUCAAGUGUCUGUCCAGGAAAGAAGAUCUAUCGUAAUCCCUUGUUGGUAUAAUCGUGCUUAUGUAAAUAAUGUUAAAUAUCUGAGUUUUGGAGAUCACUGGACCUUUAGUAAAUACAUAGAGUUUUCAGAUGGGAGAGAGAAACAUGAGACAGUUUCUGUCUCAGAUAACAAAUCAACUAGCACUGUGAGUAUUGACAUGAGGAAUAUUCAGCAGAGCCAAAGUGGGACGUACUGGUGUGCGAUUGAUGGACCUAGAUCUCAUAUUCAGAAUGGAUUCAACUUAAAGGUCACAGCAGGUAUUGCUGGUCUCUAUGUUCAGGAUCAGAUGCUGGCUGGUUUUGAAGGCGGCAGUGUUACCGUCGCCUGCUAUUAUCAUUUGCCUAGGAAAACUGGUAUAAAGUGGUGUAAGCUUGCGGGGAACUGUGUGUUAGAGCCAGGUGGGCUCUUGGAUGGGGCGUCAGUGGAGAUCAGGAACAGUAAUGGAGUGGUGAGCGUGAGCGUGAGCCGACUGAGGAAGGAGAACACGGGAUGGUACUGGUGCUCAGUGAGGGAACUACAAAUGCCUGUUCAUAUCACUGUCUCUACAAGAGAAGAAACCUCUGCCAGCACACCCGAGACAACCUCCAGCCAGCCCCCGACAACCAGCUCUGUGAAAUCCACAGGAAGCUUCACAUCUGCUCAAAUGCCUCGACUGCGAUGA